GGCACAGCAGGUACCAAGUGGAAGAUGAGUCCUCUCAUUUGGAUGAAAUGCCACUAAUGAUGUCGGAAGAAGGCUUUGAAAAUGAUGAGAGUGAUUACCAUACUCUACCAAGAGCCAGAAUUUCUCAGAGAAGAAGAGGCUUGGAAUGGUUUAUCUGUGGUGGCUGGAAGUUCCUUUGCACUAGUUGUUCUGAUUGGCUCAUAAAUGUUUGCCGAAGAAAGAAAGAGUUGAAGGCUCGCACAGUGUGGCUUGGAUGUCCUGAAAAGUGUGAAGAAAAGUACCCCAAAAAUGCCAUAAAAAAUCAGAAAUACAACGUCUUUACCUUUAUACCUGGGGUUUUAUAUGAACAGUUCAAGUUUUUCUUGAAUCUCUAUUUUCUCGUCGUGUCCUGCUCACAGUUUGUACCAGCAUUGAAAAUAGGCUACCUGUACACGUACUGGGCUCCUCUGGGAUUUGUUUUGACGGUCACAGUGGUACGGGAAGCUGUUGAUGAAUUUCGACGUUACAAGAGAGACAAGGAAAUGAACUCACAGUUAUAUAGCAAGCUGACAGUACGAGGUAAAGUGCAAGUUAAGAGUUCAGACAUACAAGUUGGAGACCUCAUCAUAGUGGAAAAGAAUCAACGAAUCCCAUCUGACAUGGUGUUUCUCAGAACAUCGGAAAAAACUGGUUCGUGUUUUAUUCGAACUGACCAGCUCGAUGGAGAAACAGACUGGAAACUGAAGGUUGCUGUGAGCUGCACACAGAGAUUGCCAGCUUUGGGGGAUCUCUUUUCAAUCAAUGCUUAUGUGUAUGCCCAGAAGCCACAGCUGGAUAUUCACAGUUUUGAGGGUACCUUCACGCGGGAAGAUAGUGAUCCGGCAGUUCACGAAAGCCUAAGCAUAGAAAAUACGUUAUGGGCAAGCACCGUUGUUGCUUCAGGAACUGUCAUUGGUGUUGUCAUUUACACAGGCAAGGAAACUCGAAGCGUAAUGAACACAUCCAAUCCAAAAAAUAAGGUUGGCUUGCUGGACCUGGAGUUGAACCAACUGACCAAAGCCCUGUUUUUGGCUUUAGUUGCACUAUCAGUUGUUAUGGUAACCUUGCAAGGAUUUGUAGGCCCAUGGUAUCGCAACCUUUUCCGGUUCCUCCUCCUGUUCUCCUAUAUCAUCCCCAUCAGUUUACGUGUGAACUUGGACAUGGGUAAGGCAGCCUAUGGGUGGAUGAUUAUGAAAGAUGACAAUAUUCCUGGAACAGUUGUUCGAACUAGCACCAUACCAGAAGAGUUGGGACGAUUAGUUUAUUUACUAACGGAUAAAACAGGAACACUUACCCAGAAUGAGAUGAUAUUUAAGCGCCUCCACCUAGGUACAGUGUCCUAUGGAACAGACACAAUGGAUGAAAUUCAGAGUCAUAUUAUAAACUCUUAUUCACAGGUGCACUCUCAGAACAGCGGGAACAGCACGAGUUCAACACCGUCCAGGAAACUUCAGUCGUCUGCACCCAAAGUCCGCAAGAGCGUCAGCAGUCGGAUACACGAAGCAGUGAAGGCCAUUGCACUGUGCCACAACGUGACCCCGGUGUAUGAAUCCCGGGCUGGGGUGUCUGGAGAAACAGAAUACGCAGAGGUGGAUCAGGACUUCAGCGAUGAAAAUCGAACUUACCAGGCUUCCAGCCCUGAUGAGGUAGCUCUGGUGCAGUGGACAGAGAGUGUCGGUCUCACUCUGGUUAGCAGGGAUUUGACCUCGGUGCAGCUGAAGACCCCGGGAGGACACAUCCUGACCUACUACAUUCUGCAGAUCUUCCCCUUCACUUCCGAGAGCAAGCGCAUGGGGAUCAUAGUUAGGGAUGAAUCUUCAGGAGAAAUUACAUUUUACAUGAAGGGUGCAGAUGUUGCCAUGUCCACUAUAGUACAGUACAACGAUUGGUUAGAAGAGGAGUGUGGUAAUAUGGCCCGAGAAGGACUGCGUACGCUGGUCGUUGCCAAAAAAUCGCUGACUGAAGAACAGUAUCAAGAUUUUGAGAGUCGAUAUAACCAAGCGAAGUUGAGCAUACACGAUAGAAACCUGAAGGUUGCUGCUGUUGUAGAGAGUUUGGAGCGAGAAAUGGAAUUGCUGUGUCUCACUGGAGUAGAAGAUCAGCUGCAAGCAGAUGUUAGACCAACUCUAGAGAUGCUAAGAAAUGCUGGAAUAAAGAUAUGGAUGUUAACAGGAGAUAAACUGGAGACAGCAACUUGCAUUGCGAAAAGUUCUCACUUAGUGUCUAGGACUCAAGACAUUCACAUUUUCAGACCUGUUACCACUCGAGGAGAGGCUCACUUAGAACUAAAUGCCUUUAGGAGGAAGCAUGACUGUGCCUUGGUGAUAUCUGGGGACUCACUUGAGGUUUGUCUGAAGUAUUAUGAGCAUGAAUUUGUCGAGUUGGCUUGUCAGUGUCCUGCUGUAGUGUGCUGCCGAUGUUCUCCCACCCAAAAAGCCCAUAUUGUGAAGCUGUUACAGCACCACACUGGAAAACGCACGUGUGCAAUAGGUGAUGGAGGAAACGAUGUCAGCAUGAUCCAAGCAGCAGACUGUGGAAUCGGAAUUGAAGGCAAGGAGGGAAAACAAGCUUCCCUAGCAGCUGACUUCUCUAUCACACAGUUUAAACACAUAGGCAGGCUGCUGAUGGUACAUGGUCGAAACAGUUACAAGAGAUCAGCAGCACUUGGUCAAUUUGUCAUGCACCGAGGCCUUAUUAUUUCAACUAUGCAGGCUGUAUUUUCAUCAGUCUUCUAUUUUGCAUCUGUUCCCUUGUACCAAGGAUUCCUAAUGGUAGGGUAUGCAACCAUAUAUACUAUGUUUCCAGUCUUCUCUCUAGUAUUGGAUCAGGAUGUGAAGCCAGAAAUGGCAUUGCUAUAUCCAGAACUUUAUAAGGAUCUCACAAAGGGAAGAUCUUUAUCGUUUAAGACCUUCCUCAUCUGGGUUUUAAUCAGUAUUUACCAAGGUGGUAUUCUGAUGUAUGGAGCCCUGCUGCUUUUUGAAUCCGAAUUUGUACACGUCGUUGCCAUUUCCUUCACCGCCCUAAUCUUGACUGAGCUCUUGAUGGUUGCACUGACCAUACGAACGUGGCACUGGUUAAUGGUGGUGGCUGAAUUCCUCAGUCUUGGCUGCUAUGUGGCCUCUCUUGCAUUUCUAAAUGAAUACUUUGGUAUAGGCAGAGUGUCUUUUGGAGCUUUCUUAGAUGUUGCCUUUAUCACAACUGUGACCUUCCUGUGGAAAGUGUCAGCAAUCACUGUUGUAAGCUGUCUUCCACUUUACAUUCUCAAGUACUUGAAGCGCAAAUUCUCUCCUCCAAGUUACUCCAAGCUUACCUCGUAGAAGUAGUUACAUUCCUAUGGUUUUUCACUCACGCCAGUCUGCAGAUUGCACAUUCACUGUGCUUUAGUGUCUAUGGGUUUAUGUUGGACUAAAGAAAAUUAAAAAAUUAAAUUUAAAAAAAAAAAUCAAGAGUGAUAGUGAAUAGAGCACAAAAAGAGGAGGAAACAUCUGACAGGGACAAUAACAUGGA
Gavia stellata (red-throated loon) is the source of this 3525-nucleotide messenger RNA. RefSeq names its product ATPase phospholipid transporting 9B (putative) (gene ATP9B). NCBI's taxonomy places the organism in Eukaryota, Metazoa, Chordata, Aves, Gaviiformes, Gaviidae. Gene Ontology annotation, molecular function: ATP binding; ATP hydrolysis activity; magnesium ion binding. The transcript is spliced from 30 exons. Bases 48 to 3335 code for a protein of 1095 amino acids. Gene Ontology annotation, biological process: endocytosis; retrograde vesicle-mediated transport, Golgi to endoplasmic reticulum; phospholipid translocation. Gene Ontology annotation, cellular component: endosome; trans-Golgi network; plasma membrane. The record is from RefSeq and is a predicted model, not a curated record.